GCACUGGCCGCGGUCUCUGUCGUACCAUCGAAUGGGUCACCUACAGGAUACAAGGUUACCAUCAAAUACCACAACUCAAGUGCUCAAGAGGUACAGAUUGCAGGAAUUCCACACUUCACGAAUCAAUAUCAGACGACUAUCACUUCUGCUGCAUCAUUCGAUCCAACCGAUUACAAACCAGGCGACUUUCCUGCUUUCACCGAUGUCUCAGUCUACUCUAUGGAGGCGAAAGGCGAUGGCGCAUUCACCUUCACCAGGCCAUUGCCUUCUGGCACAUAUCAAUACUACUUUCUGCCUGACUGUCAGAAUGUCACACUUUGCGUAUCUAUGGACCAGGGGAUCACCGAUCCUGACAAUCCGCCUUUCGAGACCGUUCAAGGCACCGAAGCAGGCUCGCCGUUCCAGGUUCCAUACCACCCCGGAUACCAAUCCUACGCAGACGUCAACUUGAACUUCGACUAUGCUCUCCCUGUCAGCGGCCCUCAAGGCAAAAUAGUGGCCGAUUUCUACCCUUCGCCUGGCGCUGUCAGCCCAUCUGCAGACCUGCACGACUUCGCUGUGUACUUGCCGCCAGGCUACGAUAACAACUCAGCACACGCAGCUUAUCCGCUUCUCUACCUCUCUCACGGAGGUGGUGGCGCCGCAGGUGAUUGGCAGAAUCAAGGGCAGGUCAGCAACAUCCUGGACCGACUCAUUCUCGAAGGACACAUCGAGCCAACGGUCGUGGUGAUGCCAACUUUCAACGGACUCCUCAAUACGUCCAAUCCUUCAGCUCAAAUCGUCCGACCCCUGUAUCAGCAGUACUUGUUUCCAUACAUCGAAUCGCAUUACCACGUUUCCACAGACCCAGGACGCCGAGCGUUCGCGGGCCUUUCUCUGGGAAGCGCACUCACGUAUGAGAUGUACAUCAACGCGACAUCGUACUUUGGUUAUUAUGGACUCUUCUCCGGAGCUCUAGCACCCGGCCAUCCAUUGGAUGAUUAUGUGAAUACCAGCAUGGCGGCGCAGAAUCCCGCUUUACUAGAUCGUGGUCUCACGGUCGCAUAUGGACUGUUUGAUAUUGCAUUUGAUGAUACUAGGCUGCUGCAAGAAGCACUGGAUGGAAUCGGAUCGAAAUAUGUUUCGCGAGUCGCGCCGUUUGGUUUCCAUGCUUGGAAUACGUGGCAGGAUGCUUUGUGGACGUUUGGGAGAACGACUUUGUGGAAAGCUAGGCCUUUG
Pseudocercospora fijiensis CIRAD86 is the source of this 1218-nucleotide messenger RNA. Its product is annotated as carbohydrate esterase family 1 protein. The record is from RefSeq and is a predicted model, not a curated record. Gene Ontology annotation, biological process: mycolate cell wall layer assembly. The annotation marks the transcript as partial. NCBI's taxonomy places the organism in Eukaryota, Fungi, Ascomycota, Dothideomycetes, Mycosphaerellales, Mycosphaerellaceae. Gene Ontology annotation, molecular function: acyltransferase activity, transferring groups other than amino-acyl groups. The transcript has a single exon.